Gorilla gorilla gorilla (western lowland gorilla) is the source of this 3028-nucleotide messenger RNA. It is a transcript of the gene TFIP11, whose product is annotated as tuftelin interacting protein 11. Gene Ontology annotation, cellular component: U2-type post-mRNA release spliceosomal complex. The transcript is spliced from 15 exons. The record is from RefSeq and is a predicted model, not a curated record. Gene Ontology annotation, molecular function: nucleic acid binding. Gene Ontology annotation, biological process: spliceosomal complex disassembly. NCBI's taxonomy places the organism in Eukaryota, Metazoa, Chordata, Mammalia, Primates, Hominidae. The coding region runs from base 429 to 2942 and encodes 837 amino acids.
CCCUGGCAGCCAGCAAGACAUCCGCUGUCGACCAACGUCAUUUCCGGCGCGCCGGCCACGGUGCUUCCGGGUUCUGGUGUAGGAGCGGCGGUCUUCUCGCGCGGAUUGUGAAGCUGAAUUUGGUACGCUGGACCCUCGGAGAGACAGCAAGAGAGAGACAAGCCCGAGGCCUGACUUCUAGCACUCCUGAGUUUGAGCCCUAUGAGCAGUGGAACCUAGGCUGCCAGCACGGCAAGAAUAUAAGCAGGCAGAAAAAUGUGAAAAGAGAGACUGGCCUAGCCUCCCAGCCUACAUCUUUCUCCCGUGCUGGAUGCUUCCUGCCCUCGAACAUUGGACUUCAAGUUCUUCAGCUUUGGAACUUGACUGGCUCUCCUUGCUCCUCAGCCUGCAGACAGCCUAUUGUGGGACCUUUUGAUCGUUGACUGGCCAUGUCAUUGUCCCACUUAUACCGGGAUGGGGAAGGCCGCAUUGAUGAUGAUGAUGAUGAACGGGAGAACUUUGAGAUCACUGACUGGGAUCUCCAGAAUGAGUUCAACCCCAACCGACAGCGCCACUGGCAGACCAAGGAAGAAGCCACCUACGGGGUGUGGGCAGAGCGAGACUCGGAUGAUGAGAGGCCCAGCUUUGGAGGCAAACGGGCCCGUGACUACUCUGCACCAGUCAACUUCAUCAGCGCAGGGCUCAAGAAAGGGGCAGCGGAGGAGGCAGAGUUGGAAGAUUCUGAUGACGAAGAGAAACCUGUUAAGCAGGACGACUUUCCCAAGGAUUUUGGACCACGGAAGCUAAAAACGGGUGGCAAUUUUAAGCCCAGCCAGAAAGGUUUUGCAGGAGGAACCAAAUCUUUCAUGGACUUCGGCAGCUGGGAAAGACACACAAAAGGAAUUGGACAGAAGCUUCUUCAGAAGAUGGGCUACGUCCCUGGACGGGGCCUCGGGAAGAAUGCACAAGGUAUCAUUAACCCAAUCGAAGCCAAGCAGAGAAAGGGAAAAGGUGCUGUGGGGGCUUAUGGAUCCGAGCGCACCACUCAGUCCAUGCAAGACUUCCCUGUGGUUGACUCAGAGGAAGAAGCUGAAGAGGAGUUUCAGAAGGAGCUGAGCCAGUGGAGGAAAGACCCAAGUGGAAGCAAGAAGAAGCCCAAAUACUCUUACAAGACCGUGGAAGAGUUGAAGGCCAAGGGCAGGAUUAGCAAGAAGCUCACUGCUCCCCAGAAGGAACUUUCUCAAGUCAAGGUCAUAGACAUGACAGGCCGGGAGCAGAAGGUCUACUACAGCUACAGUCAGAUCAGCCACAAGCACAACGUUCCCGAUGAUGGGCUGCCGCUGCAGUCCCAACAGCUGCCACAGUCUGGCAAAGAGGCCAAGGCCCCCGGCUUUGCGCUGCCUGAGCUGGAGCACAACCUGCAGCUGCUCAUCGACCUCACGGAGCAGGAGAUCAUCCAGAAUGACCGGCAGCUACAGUAUGAGCGGGACAUGGUGGUCAACCUCUUCCACGAGCUGGAGAAGAUGACCGAGGUCCUGGACCACGAGGAGCGGGUCAUCUCCAACCUCAGCAAGGUCCUGGAGAUGGUGGAGGAGUGCGAGCGGCGGAUGCAGCCCGACUGCAGCAACCCCCUCACCCUGGACGAGUGUGCCCGCAUCUUUGAAACCCUGCAGGACAAGUACUAUGAGGAGUACAGGAUGUCCGACCGUGUGGACCUCGCUGUGGCCAUCGUCUAUCCACUCAUGAAGGAGUACUUCAAGGAGUGGGAUCCCCUCAAAGACUGCACUUAUGGCACCGAGAUCAUCUCCAAGUGGAAAAGCCUCCUAGAGAAUGACCAGCUCUUGUCCCAUGGCGGACAGGACCUCUCGGCAGAUGCCUUUCACAGGCUGAUAUGGGAAGUCUGGAUGCCUUUUGUUAGAAAUAUUGUCACCCAGUGGCAGCCAAGGAACUGUGACCCGAUGGUGGACUUUUUGGAUAGUUGGGUGCACAUUAUUCCUGUGUGGAUCUUAGAUAACAUACUGGACCAACUAAUCUUCCCCAAGCUGCAAAAGGAGGUGGAAAACUGGAACCCGCUCACAGACACUGUUCCCAUCCACUCUUGGAUCCACCCAUGGCUGCCCCUUAUGCAGGCACGGCUGGAGCCACUCUAUUCCCCCAUCCGUAGUAAGCUGUCCAGCGCCCUGCAGAAGUGGCACCCCAGCGACUCCUCUGCCAAGCUCAUCCUCCAGCCCUGGAAGGAUGUCUUCACUCCUGGCUCCUGGGAAGCAUUCAUGGUCAAAAACAUAGUGCCCAAGCUGGGGAUGUGUCUUGGUGAGCUAGUCAUUAACCCCCACCAGCAGCACAUGGAUGCAUUCUAUUGGGUGAUUGACUGGGAAGGGAUGAUCUCUGUCUCUAGCCUGGUGGGACUUCUUGAAAAGCACUUCUUCCCCAAGUGGCUUCAGGUGCUGUGCUCUUGGCUCAGUAACAGCCCAAAUUAUGAGGAGAUCACCAAGUGGUACCUGGGUUGGAAGUCGAUGUUCUCAGACCAAGUGCUGGCACAUCCAUCUGUCAAGGACAAAUUUAAUGAGGCACUUGAUAUCAUGAACCGGGCGGUGUCCUCCAACGUUGGUGCCUACAUGCAGCCAGGAGCACGGGAGAACAUUGCCUAUCUCACCCACACAGAGCGGAGGAAGGACUUCCAGUACGAGGCCAUGCAGGAGAGGCGGGAGGCUGAGAACAUGGCUCAGAGGGGCAUUGGCGUGGCCGCCAGCUCUGUGCCCAUGAACUUUAAGGACCUCAUUGAGACCAAGGCUGAGGAGCACAACAUUGUCUUCAUGCCCGUCAUUGGGAAGCGACACGAAGGGAAGCAGCUCUACACCUUUGGCCGCAUUGUGAUCUACAUCGACCGGGGAGUGGUCUUUGUCCAGGGCGAGAAGACGUGGGUGCCCACCUCACUGCAGAGCCUGAUCGACAUGGCCAAGUGAACUGUGGCAGGUCCAGAACUAGUCAGAGACUUGCCCCUGAGAGGGAGGUACUGUAAAUAAACAGUAUUUUUAGAUCACCUUCAAAA